UAGAUGUAUUGCUUGCAAAAUCCCUAAAAGCCCUCUAAUGGCAGAACUUCAUCUUCCCUGUAUAUGCUCAUCAAUCGUUCAGUUCAGUGACCAAAUUACCAAAAAGCUCACCAAUGAUAUACCUGAGAAAGUUCAAUUCUUGGCGUUUUCUAACAAUAGCAUCAACAUGCUUGAAUUCUUCAACCCCAUAUCAAUUUUCAUCAUUUUUGGGGAGACCCUUUUCGUUUUCAGCUCAGAUUCAGACAGAAUCAACUAUUUCAGAUAGUGUAGCAAAGAAACCAUUGGGUGUUUUCUUUCAAGAAGCUGUUGGUCUGUUAGAAAAGUCUGAAAACAAAGAAUUGAAGGGUAAAUUGGAAAAAUUGGAGGAAGAAGUGAGGGUUUUGCUAGAGAUGAGGAAAAAUGAAAAGGAAGCUAGAAAUGGUGAUGGGGUAUUGGAAAAUAAGGGGACGAGUAAGAAAUUACAUGAAUUGUUUAUGAAUGAGGAGGUUAAGAGUGUAAAAUCAAUAAAGUCGACUCCGUUGAGUAUGGAGGAUCAUACUGUGUACAAAGAGCUUUCACCUGAUAUGGCGAUGUUUGUGACUCAUUUAUACAAUGAAGGGUACUUUAAAUAUUCAAACUUUCUGUCUAGGAAGAAGUUUGACAUUACUUGCUUCGAGAAUAGCUAUGCCCGUAAUUUUAUAACGUAUGCAGCUAAGCAGUUUGGUAGAGAUCACCAAGAGAUUGUUAAAUGGUUGUCUGGCAGUGACCUGAAAAAAGUCGCCCUUUUUGGUUGCCCUUCUAUUGCAAAGCAGAAUGUUUUAUCUGCUAAGAGGUUGCGUAAAUAUUUCAGAAUUCAAGAAGAUAAUGUAUGCAGCAAAUGUGCCUUAAAAGCAUCAUGCAAGUUUGUGAAUCAGAAUGUCAGGAAAGGCGAUAGGGCAAAUUUACACUUGGCUGCUGUAUUGAGGGUCAUUAUUCUGUAUGCGCUGGAAUCAGUUCCUCCUCAGCUAGUAAUACCAGAUGAAAUAAAGGCUUCUGUCAGUCGGUUGCUGAUGGACAUUUUGAGACUUAGUCAAACUGUGUCUUAAUGCUUCUUAAGAAUCCGAUGAGUUGAUCAGCAUAUAGUGGCAAGGAUUGGAAUGAACCAAAGGUCUUCGACUGCAGUGGACAAACAAAACCAAUAGAGGGAUCAACUUAUCCAGGUUAAAGAUAUCCAGGAGAGGCAUUGGUGAAAAGUGUCCCAAGUAAAAUGACAAAGCCUGUCAAUUUACUUGAUAUUAUACUGCUUACACAACUACGAAAAGAUGGACACCAGUCGAGAAUUGCCAGUGGUGCAUUGACGGACUGCAGCCACUGGUGUGUAGCUGGUGUUCAGAUGUUUGGAAUGAACUAUUGUACGCAAUCUUGCUCCACUAGUGUAUUUGAAUCUUGAAUCUCAAUUUUCAUGUAUAAAUGAAAGUUGAUGGCUA
Solanum stenotomum is the source of this 1445-nucleotide messenger RNA. RefSeq lists its product as uncharacterized. The coding region runs from base 114 to 1064 and encodes 316 amino acids. The record is from RefSeq and is a predicted model, not a curated record. Lineage: Eukaryota; Viridiplantae; Streptophyta; Magnoliopsida; Solanales; Solanaceae. Gene Ontology annotation, cellular component: cytoplasm. The transcript is spliced from 4 exons. Gene Ontology annotation, molecular function: mRNA binding.